AUGUCACGAAACCACACCUCAAACAAAACCCCGAGCCGCCAUGCAACCCUCCCCUCGCUUGACCCUCAGCCGACCAAUCGAAACCUCCCCGCCCUCCGCUUGAGCUUCGGCGAAUUGUUGCACAGACGUAGCCAAGUGCCUGAGAGUCUCCUCGCCGACGAAAAAUGGGCUGAUUCGAGUGAGAGAAUGCCCAAGCCUGUGUCCCACCGCGGACUGAGAGCUCGCAAUAGUGGACCUGUCAUUGCCGUCAGUCCUGUCAAUGUGCCAGCGGCUUGCUGGAGAUGGUCGCGCUGGGCUCACAGCUUCCCUGGCACCCGCUGGGAUGUGACCCUGAAGCGGCCGUCUGGGCCAUGGGAGCGAGGCACUGAUGUUUCGACCAUGGGAGUCGGCAGUGGCGCCGGUGCCUUUGCCCUAAUCUUGAGACGAGAAUGGUUGGGGGUUACUACUUCUCGUACGAGUCUUUCUUAG
Pseudogymnoascus verrucosus is the source of this 468-nucleotide messenger RNA. RefSeq lists its product as uncharacterized. The coding region runs from base 1 to 468 and encodes 155 amino acids. The transcript has a single exon. Lineage: Eukaryota; Fungi; Ascomycota; Leotiomycetes; Thelebolales; Thelebolaceae. The record is from RefSeq and is a predicted model, not a curated record.